Anastrepha ludens (Mexican fruit fly) is the source of this 3472-nucleotide messenger RNA. RefSeq names its product calcium uptake protein 3, mitochondrial (gene MICU3). Gene Ontology annotation, molecular function: calcium ion binding. The transcript has 10 exons. Gene Ontology annotation, biological process: mitochondrial calcium ion homeostasis; calcium import into the mitochondrion. Bases 37 to 1434 code for a protein of 465 amino acids. Lineage: Eukaryota; Metazoa; Arthropoda; Insecta; Diptera; Tephritidae. The record is from RefSeq and is a predicted model, not a curated record. Gene Ontology annotation, cellular component: uniplex complex.
UUUUACUUCUUUAGUAAUUUGUUCGUCUUUUGAAGAAUGGCUGCGUUUGGUAAAUUUGCUAUUCGGGCAUUAAAUUUAAACCAAAGUUUGCGACCUUUACAAAGAAAUUUCCAUAAAUUUCAAAGCGCAAAAAAUGUGCCAAAAAGUUAUUCAAAAUAUUUAGUGUUUGUGGGAGGCGGUGUGACUGCGUUAAUAUGUGCCAAUUAUAUGAAAUCGGAACGAGUGGGAGCUUCUAUUCGCAUGCGAAAGGCCGAAGACGAGAAUUUGCUAAAGAAACUGACGUCACGUGAGCGGCGCUUCAUCAAGUUCGCAUCGGUCGAGUACCAAGGGCAAUUGUAUAUGACGCCUCAGGAUUUUCUGGACUCUGUGGUUGAGCAGGAGCCAAGACCUCGUUUGAAACGACGCGCCUUGAGCGACCAGGACUUGCAAGUGAUAAAAGACAACACACCCCCUUUAAAGAAGGGCACGAAAAUGCUGUUUCGAACUCUACGUGACAGAGGCAUUGUCUCCUACACAGAAUAUCUCUUCCUCUUAUCCGUUUUAACAAAACCCAUUUCCGGUUUCCGCAUUGCAUUUAAUAUGUUCGAUACUGAUGGCAAUCAUCGUGUUGAGAAGGACGAAUUUCUAGUGAUUUUAAGAAUUUUGGGUGGGACUUUCAAGCAGUCCAAAAUCGAUGAAGAAACACGCAAACUUAUGGAGCGAAUUUUUAGUGGAACUUGGAAGGGUAAACGAAGUUCAAAUGGCGAUCGAGAGAAAAAGCAAACGAGAGAGGAACCAAUAAAGCGCACACAGGACGACUACAUUGAUGACGACGAGGGUCUGCAACGCAAACACCGCAUCGAUACCACUUUACAAAUACAUUUGUUUGGCAAGAAGGGCAAUCAGGAUCUCAAUUACGAUGGAUUUUACAAGUUCAUGGACAAUCUGCAAACGGAAGUGCUCGAGUUGGAGUUCAAUGAAUUCUCGAAGGGCAAUGUUGCGAUCACCGAAAAUGAUUUUGCCAAAAUUUUGUUACGCUACACCUAUUUGAACACGGAGGAGUAUGAUGCCUAUUUGGACCGUUUAAUGGAUCGCGUUAAGGAGGCGCGUGGCAUAACAUUUGACGAGUUUCGUGACUUUUGCCGUUUUCUCAACAAUCUGGAGGACUUCGCAAUCGCUAUGCGCAUGUAUACACUGGCUGAUCGUGCCAUCUCGCAGAGUGAAUUCUCGCGCGCUGUGAAAAUCUGCACCGGCUUUAAGCUCAGCAAGCAUCUGAUCGACACUGUUUUCGCCAUUUUCGAUGACAAUGGUGACGGUAUGCUUUCGUACAGGGAAUUCAUUGCGAUCAUGAAGGAUCGUGUGCAUCGUGGCUUCAAAUCCAGCUCCAAGGGUGAAGGCUGGGAUGCUUUCCGGCAUUGCGUGAAACACGAAAUGAAGCACUCCGAUCCGCAGUAGAAGAAGUGAAAGACACCAGCAGCAGCCUAACAUCGAAUAAAAGCCAAGACACACUUUUUUCUAAAAAUUAAAGUGGCGCAUAAAAUAGCUAGCGAAAACAUAACUACUUAAAUAUCUAAAAUUUAGUUUAAAAAAAAUAUUAAGACAAAACAUUAUUAAGAGAAAUACAUACAUAUAUUGCGAAUAUGUAUUAAAAAACGAAUGAAGAGUGACCAAAUGUAGCGCCCAGUAGGCAAGCCAAAGGUAAUUUAGCGAAUGGUCGUUUAGUAUUUUUUAUUCAAAAUUAUUUGUUUGUCAAAAUUAUUGUGUAUUUUUUAUUUAACUGUAAUUUAAUAUGAUUUCGAAUUUUUUUAUGCUUAUGUGUACAUACGUACAGCCAUGGACAAAAGUAUGUGCACAAAGUUGAAAUAAAUCGCAUGAGUUCAAGUGCUUGCAUUAAUGUGAAGCAUACCGUUGGUGUCUUUACAGACUCUGACUAGCUCAACAGCAACAACAUUUUUGUUUAACAACAACAAACAAACGCUUUCUAGUAAACAUUGUAAAUACUUUGCGUAAAUACUUUUGGCUAUGAGUGUAUAUCACUAAUCAAAUGUUUCUAUAUCGAAAAAAAAAUUUUAAACGCACAGUAUUUCUUUUUUUGUGAAUUAUUUUAUGUACAAGCGCACAUACUUACACAUACUUAUGCACGCAUAUUUUUUGUUGUUGUUGUGAGACAACUAAUUUUGCUUAAGGGGGGUGGGAGCCUGCUUUAGAGGCUUCGAAAAUCGAUUUUUUUUUUUUUGCAUAAAUAUCUUCCCAAACUAUCCAAGAAUGUGUUCCUAAAAUUUCAGAAGCAAAUUCAAAAUAUUUUCGGAGUUACAGAAGAAAUUGUGAGCAAGCGUCGAGCAGGUAUACAAGCGGCCGGAUCGCUCGAAGUGCGAUUUCUCGAUUUUUUAUUUUUACGAUUUUUACUAAUUGGCGGGAAAGAUAGGGAAAAAGUUAAACGUCCUAUCGAAACGAGAUAACAUUGAUUGUAUUCGGAAUUAAAUUCUCUUCUAGUUGAACCUAAAAAACCUUAAGAAAGUUAUGAUUGACCCACUUUUUAAAUCUAAAGUGAAUUUGUUUUUCCAAAAAAAAUAAAAAAUUGUUGAAUUUCUCACUUUUUGUUUAAUUUUCUUGGUUUAACUAGAAGCUAUACUAUACUAAAAUAAAUUUUUUUUUUGGGUUUUUGGUUUCUGAUGAAAAUUUCGACCUACAUCUUUCCCGCCGCACGACACAUGCACACUCGAGGCGCCUCCGCAAAAUGCUUGUAUGCUUAAUGAAAAAAUGUGAGAAGACUGUUGAAAUAUAUAACAAUAAAACCUGAAAGUUUCGUUUCAAUCGAAUAUUUCUUUCCUUCCCAAAAAAAAAUCCACGAAAAAAUCGAUUUUUUGAAGCCUCUAAAGCAGGCUCCCCCCUUAAACAUUUUUUGCGUUUACAGCAAUUAAUUCUGAGCCAUCAUAAAAAAAGUUAAUCAAAAGAAAAACAUUUUUUGUUGAAGUUAAAAUUUUUCUGAAAUACUUGCUUCUGCCAUAAGUUCUGUUACAAGCUAAGUCCCUUAUAAAUAGCUAUGAAAUUGUAAUACAUUUUUUAAUGAUGUUAGUUUUAUUUAAUUAUAUAAGUAUAAAAAAAAAACAAUUUUUAAUUUUAAUUCGAAAUUGUCACCAUUUGCUUUUUACACACAAUCCUUCAAACGAUUAGGCCGGGCCAUUCAGCCAUUGCAGCACGCACGGUUUCCAUGGAUAUUGGCGUCGCUGCUCGAACCAAAGAUUGUUUGAGACUCUCCAAAUUUCUGUGAGGUCUUCGACCAACCAUGUUCUCCAAUUCUGACCAAAAACUGUAGCCCAAUGGAUUCAGAUCUGAACCUCCAGACGGCCAAUUUCCUACGUCUAUGAACCCAGGAAUAUUGUUUCUUAGUCAUUGCUGGGCGGUUUUUGCCUUAUGGGCUGGAGCGGAAUCUUGCUGAAAGAUCCCAAGCUCUCCAUUGAAGAGAGUACUGCUCAACUGCUUCACCACACCU